Messenger RNA from Lates calcarifer (barramundi perch), 2957 nucleotides. RefSeq names its product heterochromatin protein 1, binding protein 3 (gene hp1bp3). The transcript has 13 exons. Bases 146 to 2002 code for a protein of 618 amino acids. Gene Ontology annotation, biological process: heterochromatin organization; nucleosome assembly. The record is from RefSeq and is a predicted model, not a curated record. Gene Ontology annotation, molecular function: nucleosome binding; DNA binding; structural constituent of chromatin. NCBI's taxonomy places the organism in Eukaryota, Metazoa, Chordata, Actinopteri, Centropomidae. Gene Ontology annotation, cellular component: nucleosome; chromosome; nucleus.
UUCGACGUGAUGCGUGACGCUGCGACGUGACCAACGGUCGUAAUGGGGCGGGGCUCGUAAACAGAAAUCUAAAUAAAGGAUCGUGCAGAAUUUUACUCCAAAGUAUCUCACUUUUUCUCGACACAUAAAAGCUAAAUCUCCUGUGAUGCCGAUACGCCGAGCAGCAGCGACUCCGACCCAGGAGAAGGCCCCCUCCGCUGCAGCAGAGAAAGAACCUGAAGCCUCCUCAGAGGAGUCGCCCUCUGCCGACGAGGAGCAGGCGGCAUCUUCAGCCGCCACGGCCGAGGUGGAGGAGGGCGAGGCGGCAGGCGAGACAGAGCCCACAGAGAAUGGAGAGAAGGCCGACGAAGAAGCCGGGGUGGAGAAGGGAGGCAAGGGAACAGAGAAGAAAGAUGACAAAUGCAAGGACUGCACGGCUGGACAGUGCGCAACACACUGCUAUGUUCUCCUACUAAGGUUGAAGGAUGGCUACAAGUACGAGAAAACCAAAGUCAAAAAGGUGAAGAGGACGAUUCCCGCGUGGGCUAGCGUCACAGCCAGCAAAAAACUUCCCGUUACCAACUUCGCAGGCACUCAGAACAAAGUGGAUAAUAUCCUCAUCGAAGCUAUUCAGUCUUGUAACGACAAGUCUGGGGUUUCGUACCAGUCUGUCAUGAAAUAUAUUGUGAAAAAAUACCCAGGGAUGGAGCUCGACAAGAAGAAGUUUCUCAUCAAGAAAGCAAUGAAGAAACAUUUGGAGAAGGGCACCAUCAAACAGCUGAAAGGUAAAGGCCUUUCAGGAACCUUCGCCAUUGGGAAGCAGGCAAACCUGUCUAAGAAAUCUGCUCAGAAGCAGGAGUCUCUGGGAGACGCUCUUCCUCUCAUCAUCACUCGGCUCUGUGAGCCCAAAGAGGCCUCCUACAACCUGAUCAAGAAAUACCUGGAGCAGCACUUCCCCAGCCUCAACAUCGAGAACAGGCCAGAGGUCCUAAAGACAGCAUUAGUGAAGGCAGUAGAGAAAGGACAACUGGAGCAGAUCACCGGGAAAGGAGCCAGAGGGACUUUCCAGUUGAAGCGCACUGGGAACCAGGUCCUGUUGAAGGGUGGCACCUUGGAAGACGCCAUCACAGCUGCCAUCACAGCCAUGAAUGAACCUAAAACAUGCAGCACUACCACUCUACGCAGAUACCUAGUAGACUCCAACAAGGACAGAAAAGAGUACCAAUUAGUGGCCAAUCUGAGGAGGACCCUGACAAAGUGUAAAGUACUUGGAUGGAUGGAGCAGAUCACCGGUCACGGCUUCACAGGGACCUACCAGUUGUCGUUCCCUUUCUACCCGAGUCCUACCAUCCUGUACCCAGACAAGUUCAAAGAGCUACCGAAGAAAAACGCCCCACCUCCACCCAAGCGGAGGCGGACGGUCGAAUCUUCUGACGAGGAAGAGGAAGAGUCAGAAGAAGAGGAAGAGUCUGAGGACGAAGCCCCCGCCCGUAAGAGGAAAUCUCAGAAGAGGCCUCCUCCCAAGGCUCGUCGUCCUCCACCGGCCAAGAAAUCUCAGAGCGCUAGUCAGUCAAAAGCUAAAGGCAGGGGACGCUCCCUCGCGAAGAAGUCUCCGGCCAAGAAAGCGGUGUCUUCAGCCAAGAGGUCGGGAAAAAAACAGUCAGCCUCUAAGAAGGAGUCCCCACCACCCUCUAAAACCACACCUGUCAAGAGAGGAGCCCCCACAAGAAAGCCCAAAACACCAGCCGUUAAAAAGCUAAACAAAAGGGUGUCCAAGCGGCCCGUGUCCAGAGAGUCGUCCCCCGAAGAGGUCGUUGUCCCAAAGGAGACGCCAAGGGGCGGGUCCAAACGAUCUAAACCUGAGGAGUCAACCCCAGAGGAGCCCACAGUUAAAAAGUCGGCGGGCAAGAGUGGAUCCAGGCGGCCCGAGCCUGAGGAGUCGUCCACCCGGGAGCCUGCAGUCAAAAGAGGGGCGAGGAGCAGCAAGCAGUCCACUCGCAAGUCAAAGAGAGGGAAAUACUGAGCUCAGGAGCGCCUUCCAUGAACUGGGCCGCUCUGAAUAUGCAGCAGUCUGCCGCUUCGUUUCAGUGCUCGCUCUCUUUUUAUCAUUGUUUUCUCCCUUUUUAACAGGGCAGUAGUUUAUUUUUUAUUUUAUUUCUUUUGUAGAAUAAGAACAUUAUCUUAUCCUAACAUUAAGUUUACUGUACAUUCAGAGUUUCUGAAUUUCCUUUUAAUCACCAUGUGUAGAAAAGCUCAGUUAGUGUUGUCGUUAAAAACAAGAUGUGUGACCAGCUGCCAGCUCUGGAGACCCAUAGCAAGAUCCGACAUACUGUAACUAGAGCCAUGUAGUGACUUCUGUUUUUAUAUCUCUUCCUCAUUCACUCUGUAGGUGUUGGCAGCACAUAUUCCUAAUAUCAAAUUAAGUGCGAUAUCAGUGUUCUGGAGGGUUGAAAAGAUCGUUCAUUUUAAGUUAAAAUGUGGGUUAAAAAGUUACUAAUAUGAAUAUUUUUUAAAACAGAUUUUAAGGCUGUUGUCCUGUGUUCUGGACAUAUUUUUGGCCGUGCAGCAUUGCAUCAGAAUCUGAAUUGUUAUCUGUAUUUCUCCUACAAUUAUAUUAUUAAUUAUUUGUUUAUUUAAAGCAAACAAGCAAAUCAAAAAUGCCCCUAGAAAAGAUUAGGCCUGCUGGUGCCAGGUUGAGGACUUGAUAGAGGAUUAAACACUAUGUUCGUAUUCAUUUCAAAACAACAUUGGGUUUAAAAAAAAUCUUUUUUUUAAAAAAAUGUGUGUGUGUAAACAAGCAUAUACAUAAAUCGAUUUUAUUGCUUCACAGCUGUAAUUCAGUACAAAACUGUAAGAAAUGUGUGUUGUGAAUAAGACAAAAGGAGGAUAAUAGCUCAUACAUACCUUGCAUGCAUGUAUUCCUUGUGUUGUUAAGCUUUUUUUUCCAAGUCAUUAAUAAAAUGGCUAUAUUUGUAAAA